AACAUGGCGUCCGUAAGGAGACAAGUGGAUACAGCAUCUUGGUUGAACAACAAGCUGUCCACUGAUGAUCCUUGGUCUGGACCAGGUUUCCGUUCACUUUUAACUCACGAUGUCUUACGAAAUAUCCCAGAAUGCUUUCACAGACUUGAACCUCAAGUCAAAAUCAAACUUUUGAUGGCUUUUCUUCACGUCCCUCGACGUGUUUUAGAAGAAACAAGUGCAGAUAUCAGUGAGACUUUAGAAAUUGGCUCUCAGGAUGAAGAUGAGUGGGUUCGAGUUCUAUGUGAAAUACUUAAGUUUUAUCCAACAUCGGGGACGCUAAACGUUCAUUUAGAAGGCGCUAGUCCUGUGUUUGCUGAAGUAACUGAACAACUACGAAGUCAGUUGUCCAAUACAGAGAGCACUUCAAAUCUCUUACCAUUAGAAUGUACAUACUUGAACAAGAUGGCUCUUCAUUCAGUGGUUGGUCAACAACCUGUGUUACCAAAGCAUUUUACACUCAGAAGAAAACCAAAAUCAGCAGCUCUCAGAGCUGAGCUUUUACAAAAAGCAAGUGAAGCCCUCUCUGCUCAAAAGAAAGGUAGUGGAACAUCAAGCUCCUCUCAUAAACUACAAUCCCCAGUGAAAAAGUUUGAACCUCCCUCACGUGUAACAACAAGACCCAUUCAUAGACCAAGAAGUCUCAAUUCAAGUGCAUCAUCUUCCUCAAGAAGCCUUAUAUCUGCAGCAACAUUAAAACAACAUGGUAGAACUAAGCUACUUGACAUUAAUGAACAACCUAUUGGAGGUGGGAGAGAAGUCAAGAGAAGAAAGAAACUAGCAGAUGCUGAACAAGCUGAAGAAGCAAAGCAAAAGAAGUCUACUGAAGCUGCAAAGCCACAGGAACCAGCAACACCUGAAUAUGCUGCUGGAUUGCAACCUCUUUCAACACAAACUAAGGCGACACCAACGCCUACUACACCAACGACAACAGCGCCUACACCGUCAUAUGCUGUCAUGUCUUCAAGGGGACUUAUUACAGUGCCUAAUGCCCCAACACCUUCAUCUACCUCUAACCCAGCUCCUUCCAACCUUAGUGAUAGUACUAUUAAUCUUAAGAGGGAACUUGAGACUGCAGUAGAGCAGCAGAGGCGUUUGAUAAGAGAACGUCAGCUAAAGAGGAAUGAAGCGUCAGGGUCAUCAUUAGCGUACAAUCCAUCACCUGGUUUAUCAAAGCCACCACCACUAACACCAUCAGCAGCUCCAUUAAACAGCCUUCAACCUGGUCAGGAAAAUCCUUCAAACUAUCCAUCAUCAUCUUCUCAACAACAGCUUCAACAGCAACAGCAGCAACAACAACAACAGCAGCAGCAGCAACAGCAACUAUUACAACAACAGCAAAACAAGAGACAACUAACUCUAUCGCGUGAGCAAAUGCUGGCUGCUCAUGAGAUGUUUAAGAAUGCAAACCGCGUAAGCCGAGCUGAGAAGGCUCUUAUCUUGGGCUUCAUGGCUGGAGCAAGGGAUAAACCGUUCCCCAACCAAGGCCCUGUGAUUACCAUUAAACUGAGCGAAAACACUGAGAACGUACAAGCGGCAGACGGAAGUCAGCAAACGCUACUAGUUGAAAUGUUGUUUGAGAUGAAUUAUGAUACUGGUCAUUGGAGAAGACUAAAGAGAACGAGAGUUGUAACAAAGCAAACAACGGGACAACCACAGGCUGCUUCUUGAACAAGCACAAUAACAAUUAUAAGACUGGGAUAAUGGCUGCAAUAAGUUAUAUAAAUCAAGAAUAUUUGGAAAUGCAAUCACUAAUAAGAAUACAUAGAGGCAAACCCAUAAUGUUGUAUAGUUGUAAAGGCAACAACUACACCAUUUGUAUAAAUAUUUUUAUUAAUUCUUGGGAAGAAUUUCAUUCAUUUUCAUGUUCAUUGCAUGAAGACGUUUUACAACUUGAUGUCGAAACUAAUAAUCUUGUGAAAAAAUGCUUCGUUGCUGUCUUUAUAACAUUAUAACGUGGGAAUGACUGUAGUCAUGACGUGGAAUUGAUCGUAUUCAACCAUUCCCAUGAGAUACAAAAUAUAAGACCGGCGGCAAUGUUGGAGAUAUAAACAAUAGACACUAAUGAAAAAUACUUUGUUGAAGUUUCUCCAAGAUGGCUGGUGUGACGCUUAGUAAAAACUAAGAAUUUCUCGCAAAGAACUGACGCAUUACCAAAAGAGUUGGGUCAAACCUUUCCUAAUGUAAAUAUCAAAGUUACCAUCUGAUAAACAUUAGUAACUGUU
Exaiptasia diaphana is the source of this 2264-nucleotide messenger RNA. Its product is annotated as negative elongation factor A. Gene Ontology annotation, biological process: negative regulation of transcription elongation by RNA polymerase II. The record is from RefSeq and is a predicted model, not a curated record. NCBI's taxonomy places the organism in Eukaryota, Metazoa, Cnidaria, Anthozoa, Actiniaria, Aiptasiidae. The transcript is spliced from 10 exons. Bases 4 to 1710 code for a protein of 568 amino acids. Gene Ontology annotation, cellular component: NELF complex.